This is a messenger RNA of Cuscuta campestris, 1390 nucleotides long. Lineage: Eukaryota; Viridiplantae; Streptophyta; Magnoliopsida; Solanales; Convolvulaceae. The record is from the annotation of a GenBank genome assembly.
AUUAUAUGCUCCCUCCGUCCAGAUAAAUUCCUUAUGGUUUAACCAUUAUAGAGUUUAAGACUGGCUGAGAACGCACAACGUGCUUUUUUCCUGUGACUUAGAUGUUUAUACAUGAUAUACAAAUCGUGAGUUAUCGUAUGUAUGACGUGUAGGUGAUUCUUGAGAAUAAGGCUUUGUGGAAAUCGGGGGAAUAUGUUUAGUUGACAUCGUAUUUGGGAAAGAAAAAGAAAAUUACUAACAACUGAGGACGAACUUCAAGAAGCAUGUUUUUGGACCCACAAAGCGUUACUAACAUCGUAUUUUGACAAAUUACUACAAAAAAUGCAUUUAACACCGCACUUUACACAGCACAUAGACUGAAAUCGGUGUGUAAAGGUUAUGGGAAAGAGAUGCUCGCGUUUCCAAUAUGGGAAGGCGCUCAUCAAUUUUAGUUUUUACUCUUAAGCAUCGGAUUGCACAAUAUCCGCUGUUAAUGUCUUCAGCGCUUCAACAUUCCAAUCCGCUACAAAGUACAGUCUUCUAGAGCAAACCACCAUCUCCACCAAUUCUACCCUCCUCUACACCGACGCCUGAGCUCUUCAACAGCAAAUCUAGCCGCGCAAGACUCCUGAGCUACCAAUCGCGGCAUUGUUUCGCACCAAUCACUUGGUUCUGUUUCAACCAGUGCCUCAUUCUUGUAUUGUUUCUUUUGUUUUCAUACCAUUGCUAGUUUUUGUUGCUUUGUAUAUCUUUGCCAGCAUAGAGUCAGUACAACAAGGAUUCUUCACUUGGUGUUCUUUUGUGUAUAAUUGUUUUAAGUGGAUUUGUUGGCGCAUUAUUUUUAAUUAUUUAUUAUUUAAUCUUGCUUUAUUCCUGAUUAAGAAUGGAUUUUUUCAUGUUAUUGGCUGUUUCUAUUGUGCUCAUAAAUAACUACCUUCUUCCAGUUUCAGCAUUUUCGUUGGGCCAUUUGCAUCAUUAAAAUGCUUCCAUUUAUAGUAGCGAUAAAAUAUGUACGGACACAGAUCUGACUGGACAUGCUGGAGCAGCACCCUCGGCCAGGAUACAAAAGGGUUCACGGAGGUUUUGGUUUUGGUGAUGGGAAUGAAUCUGACGGCUCCCUCACUCCUGUCUAUUCCUUCACUCCUGGAAGAAACAAGACGUUCUCGAAAUCAUUUAAGGCUGGCAAGUUUCCUCAAGCAACUGCCUCUAUGUCGCCCAAAGAGUCUCACUCCACUCUGUGAUCUACUGAACUUAUUGGAAUUUGUUCACACCUCUUAGUAUUUAUUAAUUUGUUCCCUGCCUUAACUGUAGGCGUUCCUGCGUUUUGAAACAAUCACGGGGUUUUCAUGUGCUGUAUUAUUAAUGUCAAUUGCUAUAUUAUGUGCAUUUCUAGUAAACUGUUUUGGAGGAU